GUUGACGUCACGUCCAUUUACGGCAAAGAUGUUCAUGUGGAAAACAUGCUGAGAAGUUUUAAAGACGGAAAGCUAAAGUUACAGACUUUGAACGGCGAGGAGUACCCAUUGUACCUAAAAGACGCCCCUGUGGAAAUGACGUACCCGGCCAGCGUACCACCAGAGCGCAGGUUCGCCCUGGGCCAUCCCUUCUUCGGCCUCCUGCCGGGACUAUUUCUUUACCAAACUAUCUGGAUGAGGGAACACAACCGUGUGUGUGACAUACUGAAACAAGAGCACCCAGAUUGGGAUGAUGAACAACUUUUCCAGACAGGCAAACUUAUCCUUGUGGGAGAGACAAUCAGAAUCGUCAUAGAAGACUACGUACAGCAUUUAGCCAACUACAACCUCAAACUCAAGUUUCUACCUCACGUUCUAUUUGGGGAAAAUUUCCAGUACCAGAACAAAAUCAGCCUGGAGUUCAACCACCUGUACCACUGGCACCCUCUUAUGCCGGAUGAGUUCAACAUCACUGGCUCCGUGUACCCCAUGAAAGACUUCAUGUUCCAUUCUGAAGUGGUAGUUAAUCACGGUACCGCGGCUGUCACGGACGCUUUCUCCAGGCAAAGAUCUGGACAUAUGUCUCACCACAACCACGGAGCUGCUACCCAGUACGUCUUGAGGGAUGCGAUCAAAACUGGCAGGGAACUGCGCAUACAACCCCUCAACAACUACAGAAAAAGAUUCAACCUGAGGCCUUAUACGUCAUUUGAAGAUCUCACAGGUGAGACCAAGCUAGCAGGGGAGCUCCAAAAGCUUUACCACGACAUUGACGCCGUAGAAUUCAUGGUUGGUAUGAUGGUAGAGAAACGCAGGACCAGGAACCUGUUCGGAUCUACCAUCGUAGAGGUCGGCGCGGGUUACUCCGUGAAAGGUCUCCUUUCCAACCCUAUAUGCUCACCUCAAUACUGGAAGCCUUCUACGUUUGGCGGGGAUGUAGGCUUUGAAAUCGUCCAAACAGCAACUCUGGAAAAGCUUUUCUGUGCUAAUAUCAAAGGGAAGUGCCCCUUGGUGUCUUUGAGGGUACCCGAUUUUCAGAUCGGAGACGUGGAUGAAUUGAGUAAUUUUGUAGUUAAAGAUGAAUUAUAGUGCAAUGCUGUCGUAUAGUUAUAUUACAAAUUAUUAUUGUUACUAUUAAAGACGUUAUGAUAUUAUUGUUUUAUUAUGAUUGUGUUGCCACUUGGGAUAAUCUAGAAUGUUACGCCGAAAGUUUUCUCUUUUCUUUCAAGCCACACUCCUGCUCUUUAAAGAAAAAAAUAUUUAUUAUGAUAUCUUUUAAAGCCCUUUUUAACGAAGUUUAGGUAAUCCUGAAAACCUACCACUCAGUUCCAACUCCAAGGACAAUGACUGACUGGCGAAACUUUCUAGUACGAGCAUGAAAAAAAUGAAGCAACACAGAGUCGUAUUCCAAAUCACUUACUAGUAGCUGCAUUUACAACUGGGCUACAACUAGGAAUGCGCGUGUUACAUAAUGCCAUUGCGAUAAAUCUGCAGCUCACCCAGUGAGGGGUUAGGGGUGAGAGGGUGUAUGCUGUAAAUUUCUACUACACAGAGAUCGAUCAACUGAAUCGGCAAGUACUGUUAUUUUCAAUAGUUUUUCAGUGUUCUUACUUCAUCAAAUCCACUUCAAGCGUUUUCAAAUCAAAUACUUAGACGCUUUUGGUAAUUGUAAUGUAUUUCUAUAAUUUAUUCAAAAGACAGUUCUUUUUUUAACACGAAAAGUCUGGCCAAAAUGUACUCUGUCAGCCGAAUGGGUAAGGUUGUUGUUUUGUUUGUUUGUUUGUUUGUUUGUUUGUUUUUUGUUUACUCAUAACAGACAGUUUCAGCUUUAUUAGAGUGACUUAGUUUUAUUUGCUGUUUGAGUUUGUGAGAGUGUGUAUGAGAUUAAAAAGAGUAUUGAGUUGAUGAUGAGUUAAUGAAAAUGUUUGGUUACCAGAAACUAGAGAUGAUAUAUUGUUUAUGUUACUUUGUGAUCCUUUUAUUUAUAUUAAAUGUGUUAGUAUUUCAAUUGGUGUUCCCAUUUUCACAUUUUCACAUUCUAAGCAUCUUGGAAUUAAAUUUUAAAUGAGAGGCGCUAUAAAACAGCCAGUCACAAUGAUCAUGUUAUCAUCAUUGACAUUAAUAAUAAUAUUGAUAUCAUCACGAUCCAAUGAUAGUUUUUUUUAUCAUUGUUUUUAAUUUUACCUUUUUCCUUCUGUUCUUAAUAUUCUUCUUUUCAUUGUUCCCAUCAAUAUCAUCACUAUCUCUGCCAUUAUUUCGAAUAUAAAUGGUAAUACGGCGGUUUCUUAAAGGGUGUUUUUUUUUCGUGUGUUUUAGGGGGUAAUGUAAUCACCGGAGGGAUGUGCAAGUGUUAAUGUAGGCGGUAGAGAAUCGCCUUUGAUUUCUACAGAUCUACCCAUAUCAUGUCCACCGAAGUGUUGAAAUGAUGUAAGAUUUUGCCACUUGUAAUUUAUUAAAUAGACUAUGCAUUUGUGUCCUGAUUUGAACGACUGUAUGCCAGGGUCGUGUGUACAAGUUAGGUGUUUGGUCUUCGUAUUCUGGGGACUCUAUAGUUUGUUCCCUGAGAGGGGAGAAUUUUUAUCGAGCAUUUCAUGUUUUUCUGUUGGGAUGUUAUAUUCCUCUAUACAAUGGUUGGAGCUGAUAGUCAAAGUCUUCCCUCUAAAUGAUCUUGUGUAAGAAAACCUACAUCCAUAUUUUUAAUAGAACUACUGUAGUCCAAAAAAGCUAAUCAAGACAAGUCCCCUGUUCGUAUUGUUGACAGUUCGUGCGGGUUGUUUUAUCUCUCAAAAUUAUCUCGACAUAUUAUUAUAUUAUGACAGUAAUUUCUUGUUAAAAUUUUCAUUGUAUUGCCCCUAAAGGGGAAAAAACAUACGUACGGUUGUAAUGAACAUCCUUUAAAGUUUUAUUAACACAUUUUCACUAUUCAACUAUUUUAUCGAAAUCACUCUAAAUCUGAAUUAGGGAAUGUUUGAUUUUAUUUACUUAGAGUGUUUAUUAAAGCCUCUGUUUCUAUACGUUGAAACCGAAUUAGAAAAGCAUGCUAUUGAACUUGUUCUCAUGUUCUGUUGAAACUGGUUGUGUGUAUUUUGAAUUUUAAUUUUCAUCAUGAAAAGAUAUACAUGUACGUUUGAUAUGCUCCAUUAUAUAAUGCAUUAUAGAUUAUAAUAAGCCAGUUAUUUAAAAAAAAACUACAAAAAAACAAACAAAACAAAUAAAAAUCCAGAGAACCACCCUCCACAAUUCAAAGGAAUAAUAACAGUAGUAAGUUUGUCAACAAUAUUGUCUUCCAAGUUUUAUCACUGUGAAGACAGAUUUGGUGGUAAAAAAGAUUUGGUGGUAAAAAAAUGGGUUCUUUGAAUGGGGCUCUUGAUUCGAGAAUCAGAUUAAGGGUCGUAGAUCUAAGUGUUGAGUUUUUGUUGCGUUGUUUUGUGUGUGUGUGGGGGGGGGGGGGGGUUCGUUUUUGACUGAAACUUGGGUUUUAUCAUGGAGCAGUUAUUUUUUUCAGACAUGAUUUGUGAUGCAUUAAAAGUAGAUGUUUGACUUUUAAGUAUUUUGAAAAAAAUGAAUGUUUUUCCCCCCGUUCUCAUUUAUGUUUUGUCCAAUUGUCUUUCUACUACCACAGAUUCUCAAUAGUUGGAAGCAAAAAAUAAAUUGUUCAUAAAAAUAGCUCAUGUGCUUUCAAACAACCUUAUUUUGUUUCAUUUCUUGUAUUACCCUCUUCUGGAUGCACUUCUGUCUUUUCUUGAAGUGAAGUCUUAUUUAUUGAAAAGUCUGACUUGUGUCCGUCAGAGCGUCACUUUCAACACAAAACGAACUUCUUUGGAUAGUGGGAACUGUUUUGAAGUUUUGCAAAUAAACACUUUGUGCUCAAUACACACGCCAUUCAAACAUGGACAAACUCUGGGAUCAAAUAUUUUAGAUGUGCUAUCUUCUUGCAAUAAUAUUUCAUACUACUAAUACUGUUUUCUUAAGCUC
This is a messenger RNA of Aplysia californica (California sea hare), 4014 nucleotides long. Its product is annotated as prostaglandin G/H synthase 1. The record is from RefSeq and is a predicted model, not a curated record. NCBI's taxonomy places the organism in Eukaryota, Metazoa, Mollusca, Gastropoda, Aplysiida, Aplysiidae. Gene Ontology annotation, molecular function: heme binding; prostaglandin-endoperoxide synthase activity; peroxidase activity. Gene Ontology annotation, biological process: cyclooxygenase pathway; response to oxidative stress. Gene Ontology annotation, cellular component: neuron projection; cytoplasm.